UUGGAGAAGGAACAAAAGUUUUUAAUUGCAAAUUCUUCGAAGAGCUCUUGUUCAGAAAACAAUUCAUUGUUAUCGAUAAUGGCUGAAGACUCAAUCACCAUCAAGAUGUGGGCAGUUUUUACAGCUCGAGUUAAUGUGCUCUACUCGAUAAUCUACAUAUUCAUCAUAUUCAUCAGUGCCUUGAAUCAUACGAUAUCACGCGCAAUGCUAGUAAUUUGGCUUACAGUCUAUGGUUACAACAUAUCGAUAAACUUUUAUUUUGCGGGAUGCAAACGCGAUUGGACGAAGUCCGAUGCGGUAUUUUGGUUUUUUGCAACGUUAAUUUUAUUGGUUGCUCGACUUUUGGGCACUAACUAUCGCAACUUAAGUGGCGGAAUGCUGGCUUUCGCAAUAAUUGUUAAUAUUUUUCUUGUAUUUUCAAUUAUAAUAUCAAUAAUAUUGGGUUAUAAACUGAACAAACCAAAGGCAAACACUAAGAUCUCCAAAAGCUAUGACCCAGUUGACAAUAGAAUAGUAAGUGUCACAACGGAUGAAACAAAUAUUGAAGAUCUAUCAGAUAAUCUUCGUUCCGCUAUAGGCUCAUAUCAUACCAACUUGCACAGUGAUUCUCCCACUGGUGUUGCUAUAGGUUCAAGUUCUAGCAACUUAAAUUAUGAUUCCCAGAUUGUUUUUGGUACAGCUCCAACUUUGAAUGACUUAAACAACGAUCCCCAGAUUAAUUUAGCUAUAGCCCCAGAUUCUAGCGACUUAAACAAUGAUUCUCAUAAUACGGAUAGAUCAUCUCAUAUUAACGUUAUUGUUGAUGUGAAUGAUCCUCCUCCAAGCUACGAUUAUGUUAUGACUCCUAAGAAUGAAAAAGAAAAAGUAAAAAACUGUAUUAUUUAAUACUGAUAUUACAACAGCUAUAGUAAUUGAAUAUGUACUUUUAAACGAAUUGAUUAACUAAUACCUCGAUAUACUAUAUUGGAUAGACCAUGAACAAUAAUGAACCUGCAAAUCAAAGAAUAGCUAAUAAUAAUACUUAUACGAAAAUUGUGUUAAAUAUGCCAUGGAGAAUAAUCAACCUAAAAGCCAAAGCAGGAAUAUACAUAAUUAUAUUAAUCUGUAUAAAAUUAACCCUUUUUAAAAAUUCAUAAUGUCACGAUGAUAAAAUGUUAAUUAUAAUACAGGCAGCAAUCAAUACGGCUGAUGACACAGAUAAUACAAAAUCAAAUUGAAAUGAGCUUUUUAUCAAUACUCAAGUACUACUUCAAUCUCAGUUGUGAUUAACUUCACAACUAACAAAUAUAAUUUACGAGUAAACUGCCAGACACUCUGCGAAUGAGUGUAUUAACUUAUCUCAGGUUUUACAACAGAAA
Molecule: messenger RNA, 1358 nt
Organism: Drosophila albomicans
Lineage: Eukaryota; Metazoa; Arthropoda; Insecta; Diptera; Drosophilidae
Exons: 5
Coding region: 79-885 (268 amino acids)
Source: RefSeq, a predicted model, not a curated record